GCAAGAGCAGCAGCAGCAGCAGCAUGAUGAAUGACAGCAAUUUAAAGUGUGACAAAAGUAAGCGGUAUAAAAGUGGAUUAUAACUUGUCUUUCUUCUUUCUCCCUUCCAUAGUUAUAUUUUUGUUAUAUCAAUGAGCUCUUCUGAGAGAAAACCUGUUCUGUAUAGUUAUUUUAGAUCUUCUGCUUCUUGGCGUGUUCGUAUUGCUUUAGCAUGGAAGAACGUAGACUAUGAAUAUAAGCCAGUCAACCUGCUAACCCAUGCCAACCUUGAGAGUGACUAUCGUCAGGUUAAUCCUACCGGUAAGGUUCCUGCUUUUAUAACGGCCGAAGGAGAGGUUCUUGCUCAAAGUCAAGCAAUAUUAGAGUAUUUAGAAGAAACGUUUCCAGAACGCCCUAUGCUUCCCAAUUCACCAGUUAAACGAGCAGAGGUUCGUGAAGUUUGCCAGAUUAUUGCUUGUGAUAUCCAUCCGCUUCAGAACUUGGGUGUUCUGCAACGUAUCUCCGGCGAUGACAUGGAUAAAAAAGUAGAAUGGGCAAGAAAUACCAUCACUUUAGGUUUCCAAGGUUUAGAAAAGCGAUUGGAGAAGCUGAGUGGAACUUAUUGUAUAGGCGAUUCCGUAACCAUGGCGGAUUUUUUCUUGGUACCUAUGGUUGGUAAUGCAAAUCGUUGGAAUGUGGAUAUGAGUCAGUUCCCUCUUAUUACAAAGAUCAAUAAUAACCUCAUGACUCUACCUGAAUUCAUUGCUGCUUCGCCUCCUAAGCAACCCGACUGCCCUGAAGAGUUAAGAAAAUAGAAACCAAACAAUGGUCAUUAUUGAAUCCAUUUUGGCUUUAGUUACGUAUGAAGAAAACCUUAUUCAUUACUGCAAAACGAAACAAUAAAAAAAGGGAACUCUGCCUCAUUAUUAAAAUUGAAGCCAGUUCGCUCUAUAACUUCUCGUAUGUGUUGUUUAAAUACUAUUCUUGCCAUAAACAGAGAGGUGUUUCGUACAAAAGUUUUAAAAAAGAUGGCAUAGGCAAGAGAGGGCAUAACUUCUCCAUCCAGAAUCUGUUUUAUGCUGGCAUCCAAAUGCCACGGCCCUUUUAGUGUAUAAGGCGGCGCCUGAUUUUAGG
Molecule: messenger RNA, 1113 nt
Organism: Mycotypha africana
Lineage: Eukaryota; Fungi; Mucoromycota; Mucoromycetes; Mucorales; Mycotyphaceae
Product: maleylacetoacetate isomerase
Exons: 4
Coding region: 132-794 (220 amino acids)
Biological process (GO): L-phenylalanine catabolic process; glutathione metabolic process
Cellular component (GO): mitochondrion; cytoplasm
Molecular function (GO): maleylacetoacetate isomerase activity; glutathione transferase activity
Source: RefSeq, a predicted model, not a curated record